Messenger RNA from Saccharomyces kudriavzevii IFO 1802, 3309 nucleotides. RefSeq names its product transport protein particle complex II subunit TRS130 (gene TRS130). Gene Ontology annotation, biological process: early endosome to Golgi transport; intra-Golgi vesicle-mediated transport. The transcript has a single exon. Gene Ontology annotation, cellular component: TRAPPII protein complex. NCBI's taxonomy places the organism in Eukaryota, Fungi, Ascomycota, Saccharomycetes, Saccharomycetales, Saccharomycetaceae. The record is from RefSeq and is a predicted model, not a curated record. Bases 1 to 3309 code for a protein of 1102 amino acids.
AUGGGUACAGAAGUGUAUUGUGGAUCUGUUCCUGUGAGCUAUUUUGACCCCUUUGAUCUAUUCGAGAGUCUAAAACCUGAGUUUCAGCAUAUUUUGCCAUUGGACAAUAUACAUUGGAAAGCAUUUGAUGGGACUGUACGGACGGUGAACAAGCUUCCAAUUGAAUUAAUUCCGGAGGAUAGAGGAGAUGGAGACAAGACUAGUAAUGAACAACCCUUUAUCAGAUUCCUUAUAGUGAAUUGUAUUUCUAUUGACCAAUAUAGAGCAAAAGUACGGCCUCUGGUAAGGCAGUGGCUACCAAAUCUGGAAUCGGUAUCGCCAUCGACAGGCGAAAAGCCGAUCUACAAACCAAUUAUUCUACUGUAUGCCAAUUCCGAAGUGGUAGAUUCUAAUUUAUUCAAAUCGGUUUCUUUGAUGGAGAAAUUUGGUAAAGAUUUUCCACAUAUUCAAACUUUGGAAGUUCGCUCAGUUUAUAGAUCCCCCAAAGAUAGACAGGAUUUCUGGAACCAAUUUAGCCAACAAAUAAAAGCUUCCGUGUUGGGAAUCUUUCAGCAGCGUUUAACGCAUUUACAACUUUUAUUAACUAAUUUACGGAAAGGAAAUGAUUUUGAAGAACAGCUUUUGACAAGAGAAAAAUUGUAUGAGUUAUAUGUCGCAUUCAAUAUCCUAGAAGAUGCCAAUCUAGAACUACAGAAAAUUAAAAAUCAAAUACUUCACAGGAAUAUGAAUAUGCCGGAUGGCAAACUUCAAGUACCUUUUGAUUCUUCCUGUGAGUCAGAUGAAUCUUUGGGGUCUAUACUAAUUGAGGGUACCCUUGAUAAGUUUCAAUUGCAUAAAUAUUUCUUCAUUAGAAGAUUAAGACUUUUGAGACUAGAAGAACGGACACUAACAGCGUUUGUGGGUGCAUAUCACUUAAUUAAGAACUUUGUUGAAUCCAUCUCAAUAGAGUAUAAAAAGUCUGUGAUAUUACUGGAAUUCAAGCAUUAUUUCUUGAAUUCCAUGUUAGCAUAUUUUCCAACUGAAAAUGAUUCAAAUCCGAUAUUUUGUGAGGUUAGAGCCGAAUUGUUGAUGUUAAAACGCGACAACUGGAUGCAAGGUGUUAUGGCGACAACUAAUUACAAACUAAUGCACAUAUCUUACCCUAGUACUGAUGUACCAUAUAAAUUCGAUCAACUAAAGGAAACGUUUUCUGAUGAAAUGGUCUUUCAAGAAAACUUCCUUAAUCUUACUAAGGAAGCCCUUUCCCUUUUUAGCAAAUGUAAAGGAAAGCGCCAAAGGAUAGUGGAUAUUUUAUCCAUUGAAAUUGGAUUUCUUCACUAUCAAAAAAAAGAAUACGGGCAAGCUGUUUCGCUCUUCCUCUCAUGUUAUGAAUAUUACACUCAAACGAACUGGAAUAACAUCGGUUUCAAAAUAUUGCAAGUCUUUAUUGAUUCUUUAAGCCAUUGCCCCGAGUUAAAUAUCUUAGUAAUUGAUGGAGAAUCGAUUUCUGCAUCAACAAUUCUAAGUAAUGCAUUUCUGAAUAUCCUUAAGCUGUGCAAAAAUGAUAAAGAUAAGGAACUCUGGUGGAAAAAGUUCAUGGAUUUACAAAUAAAGAAUAGUGUUGACCUACUUUAUCCUUUGGAUGGUUUGUUUGAAGUAAUUUAUAUUCCUAAAGUUCAUCUCACAAGAGCAAAUGUUAAUGGGAUCAAGGUUCGCUUAACAAAUUAUGGAUUCCCUGAGGAUAUCAAUACAAAGACCAUGAAAUUGACUCUGAAAAAUGUAAGGGAAGACCUAAUAGUGUUUGAAGCUGGUAGUGUUCUUUUGAAGAAAGGUCAAAACGAACCAAUACUGGAGUGUAAAAACAUCAUGUACGGUGAAUUUUUUCCUUUGUCUUUCGAGAUUACUGUCGGGGGAAUUACUUUUGUGAAAGAUUUCUCAGGAACUCAAGAUGAGAUUAUUGUGAUUCCAGAAAUAUACUUCAAGGAAAACACUAAGGUUCAGGUGAAGCAAGCACAUGACUUGAACUUGGGAGAGUACGCGCUUGAGGUGACGAGUGUGUGCUCUGAUGCCUUGAAGUCAUUGCAAGUCGAGAUUGAAGUGCAAAAAAAUGGCGAUAACGUGAAAAAUGCACCCAUUAGUUUCUCCAUGGACGAAAUUCAAGUAAGGAAGAGAUUUAAUAACUUGUUCGAGAGCACCAGACUAGAAUACUACUUGUUGGAUCAAAUAACUUCUUUCGAUUUAACAGUCAGAUCGUCGUUCACCAAAGAAAACGAACAAGGUGUCUUUAGCGAGAUUAAAAAGGUCCAUGUCGAGUGUUAUUUACAACUAUCAGUUUCGGUGGAAGACAUUUUCAAAAAAGAUAUAUUUUUUUUCAAAUUUCUUUUAAACUCUUCCACAAGGGAAGAACCGGUAAUUUUGUACAGCUCACAAUUAUCUGCUCCAGAUACACGAGAUGAUUACAAAAUAGGUGGUGACUAUAUCACCACGACACCUGAACUAAUUACCUUUGAUGGAAAUGAGAGUUUUAUUAAUUUCUAUCAAAUAACAGCCAAUGGUAAUUUCGAUUCGAAAGACGUUUUCAGCCUGAAGGUCAGGUAUAAUACAUUGAAAGAGCAGUUAGAUUGCUUUAUUACAGACAGUGUGCUUAUUGAAGGUGAUGUGGAAUGGUUUGUUAAGUUUGAAAAAUGGAAAACGUUUUGGGAAUUCGAGAUCCUCAAAAAGUUAAAAUAUGAUUAUGAUACAUUUAAAGAGAAUAGAAUAAUUGGAUUAACGAAGGCUUCGGUAGACCUGAAUAAGAUUAAGUCAAGUUUACUAAAACUAUCGAUUGAAAAGACGGUUCUCGAUAAGAUGUUAACAUGUCUGAAUAAAGUAAGCAGGGGAAUCACAGUAUGUAAUACUGACAUAGAUGAGUAUGUGAGGAAUCUGGUACCGAAACAAUUGACUGUUCCAGUACAAUUACCAGGUUUUGAACAAUUCUUCUGUGUACAAUUCAAGUCAACAAACGCUGGAGGUGAUACGCCCCAUGACGUUAUGGUUAAUAUAGGAAGUCCAAUUUCCUAUGCUGUACUUGUGGAAAAUCUCAGUGAACAAUGGGGACUAGAUAUCAUAAAGGAUGGAGAAUAUAUCUUUGAAAUAUUGAGUAGUAAUGAAUGGUUAAUUCAUGGGCAAAAACGCUGUGCAAUAAAAGAGAGACAAAUGGAGCUUCAGGUUUAUUUAAUUCCUCUGAAAAAGGGCUAUCUAAAUUUUCCACAUGUUGAAAUCACGAAUUUAAGUGGUAAAAGCUGUAGGAUUGACCAUUCAAAUGCAUUUGAGUCAAUUUUGGUCUUUUAA